Labrus bergylta (ballan wrasse) is the source of this 4673-nucleotide messenger RNA. RefSeq names its product malic enzyme 1, NADP(+)-dependent, cytosolic (gene me1). The record is from RefSeq and is a predicted model, not a curated record. Gene Ontology annotation, cellular component: mitochondrion. Gene Ontology annotation, biological process: pyruvate metabolic process; malate metabolic process. Lineage: Eukaryota; Metazoa; Chordata; Actinopteri; Labriformes; Labridae. Gene Ontology annotation, molecular function: NAD binding; malate dehydrogenase (decarboxylating) (NADP+) activity.
GGUUGAUCUUCAGUGAGCACACGAGCAGUCGCGCGUGCAGAGCUCAGCGGUUGGACCACUUGUUGAGUUCACAACAGUUCACCAUUGCUCUAUUUAAAGAGACAACAACAUGGCACACGGGCUGGUCAGACAGGAGUCUGUGGAAACCGAGAUGCACAAGUCUGAAACCAAAAAAAAAACGUUUGUUUUCACCAAGAAGAGGGGCUACGAUGUCACCCGAAACCCCCACCUCAACAAGGGCAUGGCGUUCUCCCUGGAAGAGCGUCUCCAGCUGGGGACCCACGGCCUUCUGCCUCCCUGCUUCAUCAGCCAGGAUGUCCAGCUGCUGCGGGUGCUCAAAAACUAUGACAUGCAGAAAGACGACCUGGACAGAUAUGUGUUUCUGAUGGGGCUCCAGGACCGCAACGAGAAGCUCUUCUAUCGGGUGCUUUCGUCAGACAUCGAAAGGUUCAUGCCCAUCAUUUAUACUCCCAUUGUGGGCCUGGCCUGCCAGCAAUAUGGACUCAUAUUUAGAAGACCAAGGGGGCUGUUCAUCACUAUUCAUGACAGAGGCCACAUUUCUACCGUGCUCCAGAACUGGCCAGAUAAGGACAUCAAGGCAGUGUGUGUGACGGAUGGAGAGAGGAUCCUGGGACUGGGAGACCUGGGCUGCUAUGGUAUGGGUAUCCCAGUGGGCAAGCUGGCCCUCUACACAGCCUGUGGAGGCAUGCCACCACAGCAGUGCCUGCCUGUCAUGCUGGAUGUGGGAACAGACAAUGAGGUGCUUCUGAGGGACCCUCUGUACAUUGGGCUGAGACAUAAGCGAGUGCGAGGCCAGGCCUAUGAUGACCUGCUGGAUGAAUUUAUGAAGGCCGUGUCGGACAGGUAUGGGAUGGACUGCCUGAUUCAGUUUGAGGACUUUGCAAAUGUUAAUGCUUUCCGUCUGCUGAGCAAAUACCGCAACAAGUACUGCACUUUCAACGAUGACAUCCAAGGCACUGCAGCAGUAGCUGUAGCUGGACUCCUGGCUGCUCUCCGCAUCACCAAGAGCAAAAUGUGCGAUCACACCAUUGUUUUCCAAGGAGCAGGGGAGGCAGCGAUGGGGAUUGCUGAGCUGAUCACCAUGGCCAUGGAGAAGGAGGGACUCCCUAAGGAGGAGUGUUUGAAAAAGAUCUGGAUGGUUGAUUCCAAAGGCCUGAUUGUCAAGGGUCGAGAACACCUGACUCAUGAGAAGGAGAGAUUUGCUCAUGAGCACCCACAGAUGAAGAAUCUGGAGGAUGUAGUUCGGGAAAUUAAACCUACAGCAAUCAUUGGUGUGGCAGCUAUUGGUGGAGCCUUCACCGAACAGAUCAUCAGGGCCAUGGCUUCGUUCAAUGAAUGCCCAAUCAUAUUCGCCCUCAGCAACCCGACCAGCAAAGCAGAAUGCACCGCUGAGCAGUGCUAUACAUUGACAGAGGGGCGGGGCAUCUUUGCCAGUGGCAGCCCGUUUGACCCGGUCAUCCUACCUGAUGGAAGAAAACUCUACCCUGGUCAGGGUAACAACGCCUACAUCUUCCCUGGUGUGGGCCUGGGUGUUACUGCCUGUGCCAUCAAAAACAUCUCUGAGGAAAUCUUUCUCACUGCAGCAGAGGCUCUCGCUCACCUGGUGACAGAAAAGGACCUGGCAGAGGGACGACUGUAUCCUCCUCUCAGCUCCAUCGGAGACGUCUCUCGCACACUGGCCAUCAAGAUCAUUGAGUAUGCAUAUGAGCACAACAUGGCCUCCCUUCACCCAGAGCCGUCCGACAAAGAAGCGUAUGUGAACUCACUUGCCUACAGCACCGACUAUGAUGAGUUUGCUGUGGACUCGUACCGCUGGCCAGACGCCAGUAUGACUAUGCAGACGUGCAAACUUUAAAGCAGUGUACACAGAGACAGAAUGAGCCCUGAAGGGAAAGGUGACGACUGAGAUGCAUCUUCAUCACAGGAUAUGAUGUUGGUAGAUGACAAAGUAGAAUCUUGUCAUGGAUGUGUGACAGUGAAAUAAAUGACAGCACAGGUAGAGGUCGUGAACAGGAUUUCUUCAGUUCCCCUUCAGCAGUGAAAAAAAAAUCAAUUCAAGUUUUAUUUUUAAGAAAUAGUGAAAUGAUAGAGGGAAAUAAAUGCAAUGUUACAGAGAAGCAGUUUGUAGAAAUUGUGAAAUACUGAACGAAAGGUAGUAUCACAUUACACAUACAUUUAAGAUAAUAUAUAGUUCUUCACAGGCAGUUACUUUAUGAUCGUGUCAGCUAUAUUCCAACUCUUUGUCAAAUAAAAAACCUUUUAAAUGAUCUUUUUCAUGUCGGAUUACUACAGUCAAACAAAAGAGAAAACAGGAAAAAUGUCCUUGGAGACAAAACAUAAAAGUAACUUCAUGAUUAUUUUUUUCCUGUAUAAGUUCAGAACAAGUGAGACACUCUUUAGUAUCUUAUUUACAUCUGUAAUUUAUUCAAGAUUCUUUUUGAUGAAUGUCAUGCUUCAUCACUUGUUUAUUUACUUUGAUUUUAUUAUUUUGAGAAAACAAUGGCAAAAAGCUCAGCAGGGUCAUUGUGAAAUGCUUAUUCAUGCUUCUCUGGCUCCCUUCAGAGGCAAACACGUGUCAUCGCAGUACACUUUGUAGCCUACUACUCUGACUUUAAUCAUCCAGUCUGUUUGCAAAUGUUUUCUUUUUCUUGGUUAUCUGAUUUUUGUAAGCACAUUUUAAGAGGAAACUAAAUCUGUAAUAUUUGAUCAGUAUUCACUUUAAUACAAUAUCAAUCUCCAUUAUAUCCAUGUGUUGUUUUUUAAGCAGACAAAUGAAUUUAUCAGGGUCUAUUUUAACAAAAAACAAUCUUUCUGGGGCGCCGAUAGCCAAACGGUUCUGAAGCUUGCACCAUGUAUGGAGGCUAUAGUCCUCAUAGCAGCAGCUCAGGGUUCGAAUCCUACCUCGGCCCAUUGCUGCAUGUCAUCCCCCUCUCUCUCCUCCCAACACUUCCUGUCUCUCAUCUAACCAAGGCAAAAAUCACCCCCCCAAAAAAACUUUCUACACACAAACAUACCAUGAGUUAUGUCUUUGUAAAAAACUACAAUAACAGCAGCAGGUGAAUCAUAAAGGUUUAUGUUCUAACAGAGUAUUCUUGUCCAGUGUCAUCUCAUUUAAGCUGAGGAUGAUUUUACAUUAAUUAAUCAAUCAGUGGCCAGACAGUCAGUACCAGAGGCCUUUUGUGGCCUGCUGCCCAUCCCGCUCUGAAAUCAAUAAAAAAGCAGUCAGACCAGUCAGGACUCAGAGUUGAGCGUCUCGCCGCGGGACAGACAAACAUUUGUUUUCCUCACUUUCUUUGCUUCAGCCUCCCUGUUCAUUCAGCUGCAGGCAUCGUGCACUCAUGUUGGUCAAUAAGUCUCCAUGUCAACACCAUGUGGUUGCCAACUUUGAAUGGUUCCUAAGUACCCCAACAAAAACAAGUUUUAUGUCAAAGUAUAUAUUUUAAAGAGACAUACGUUGUUAUCUACUUUUUUUCUUUUUAAAUAAAAUCUUUUACUUUUUUUUCAGCCAUGGUCAUUCAGCCCUCUAACAUAAUGAUCAAUAAGUCUCAAUGUCAGCAGUCAGCACCAUGUAGCCGUCAGUUGUCUAGACCAUAAAUGUACUCCAUCACAUACAACCUCCUCAUGAUUGUGUGUUUAAAUUAAAAAGAUCAUCAAACAUUUUGGCUUGACAGAACACAAAGAAAGAAAAAGAAUAAAGAAAGAUAAAAUGACAUUUCAUAGUGAACUUUGACCCUCCAGUCCUGACAGUGAGCUUUAUCACAAAUAUUAAAUGAUCUUUUAAUUCAUCUUGUUACAGGGCUGAUUGAAUGGCUGAAAUGUGAACUCAAUCAAAAAGCAACUGUCUUUCAAAAUAAAUCCUACCUAGACCCAGCACACCUUCUACUACUUCAUCACCAAAUGUUCUUUAUUAGUGAUCUCUUUGAUUUGUCAUAACAGUUCACUCAGUUUAACAAGUGUAACAGUUAUGUUGUAGAAGAGCUUUCAGUGUUUCAAUUGGUUUUUGUCGAAUUUUGAUUACAAUUAGCAGAAGCUAGACACUUUUACUUAACUAUUUUUUUUUUAAAUCAAAUUUCCAUUUUGCUUUAACUGUGUUUUUCAGCUUGUAUUUUUAUUACCCUUACCCUAUGGGCAACAGGUUACCCCGUGCACAGCCUAUACGUUCUCAGGUGCGCAUGGUUGAAGGAACAUACCAUGAAAAAUAAAUCAAAAAUCCGUGGCACACUGAAAAUAACUUUACUGUAUUUUAUUGUGAGCGAACAACGCGUUUAGCCGGUAGCUUCCUCAGGUUCACCCAGCACAAUCACGGCAUACACAGGUGUGUUCAAUACAAAGGGUCACGUGACCAAUCAUCACAAUCAUUUAGAAUAAUAUUAACACAGGAAAUUACAAAAAAGUUUUUUUCAGUGUGCCACGUAUUUGUGUUUUUCUAUGUUUGCCAUGUAACCAUUGAUUUAGGAUAAAUAGACGAUAUAUUCAAUACUUUUUUUAGCUUUCUUUUUGUAUCAUUUACAAGAACUUUUCGCUGCGUUAACAGAAUUCUCUGCUGUUUUGCCAAACUCCUAUUUUUCAAAGUCCGCCUUCCCCAUGGGAAAUCCCAUAUUAACCCCUGUGAUACAAAUAAACGCUCCUUUGCUAUGCUGAUUAUCUAUAAA